Messenger RNA from Ambispora gerdemannii, 2478 nucleotides. NCBI's taxonomy places the organism in Eukaryota, Fungi, Glomeromycota, Glomeromycetes, Archaeosporales, Ambisporaceae. The record is from the annotation of a GenBank genome assembly.
AUGUCGCUCGCUGAACCUGGAGAGCCUUUUGAACCUUUUGUUACUGCAAGUUCCCGCCCUGCACUUGGGUAUUAUGUCUCCGCCUCUGGAUCAGAAGAAGAGGAAGGAACAGAAUAUGUCUCGACUCCAAGAUAUCCACCAUAUGAUCGUCAGGAUAAUCUAACUCGUCAAUAUAUGGAAGAAAGACAAAACUUCCCCCGUCAAUUACCACCAAUUCAAUUAUCUCCUCGCAGUCCAUCCACUUCAUCUAUUUCAGCUGCUACUAUUUCUUCUUCACCUUCUCCUACUCAACAAAUAACUGGUGUUCCUUUUCGACUUUACUCAUCCCCAAAUUCUCCAAGAGAUUUUAUCUCUUUGCAAUCCAGUAGAGAAUCAGCCAUAUCAUUACCUUCAAUAUCCGAUUCGCCCUUUAUACCAGAUAGUUAUACCACAAAUCAAUCUGUCUCUUCAAUGCUGCGAUAUCCUCCGAUGAAUCAUAGUUCAAAUCAUCUCAGUUAUCCUCCAACUCAAAAUAAUCCAUCUUCCGUAUCUAACUUCUCAUCAUCAUCAACCACAGCAGCAGGAUCAUCUUCAACGACAUCUAACAAUAGUAAUAAUACUAACGAACAACCAAAACAAAGUCCGUUAAGAUUUGGCUAUCCCGAUUCACAAGAGGAUGACGACGAAGAAGAAUUAUUAUUAUCAUCAUCUACGACCCCAUAUGAUAUGUCAUCGAGGAAACGAGUGAGAACAAGGUCAAACGACUGGGCUAAUAAUGGCACGAGUAAUAGGAAUUCAUCGCAGAUUUAUCAUCAAUUACAUCAUCCGUUACAAUUUGGUAGUUUUGCUCCUGUCUCUCGUGAUCUCCAUCAUAGUAAUAAUGGCAAUAGGAGUUCAUCAUCCAUUGUUUCUUCUCAAUCAUCAACUCAGAUACCUCCACCUGUUCCCCCUCAAGUUGGGUUGCAUCCUUCUAGCCUACAAAGACCACCAGUGCGGCAGUAUAUAGAUCUCACAUCACCAGAAUCUUCACCGACUGUGCCUUCAUUCAAUUCUAGUUAUUCAUCAACAUCACGUAAUACAAGUUUUGUACCAUCUUUUCCAUUGGGAACAACUCCAUCACAAUUAAGUACAGGAUCAAAUCCAACAUCAACUACGACAAAUACAUCAAAUAAUAUGUCCACAUCCUCAGGAUCCGCAUCUUCAUUUCCACUUCCUCCUUUGCAACGCAUGCCUCCUCGUUCUUCGGCUCCUUUCACUGCCUUUAGAACACGAUAUACAAGUAGUUUUACUCAAACCAGUGCAGAAUCAGGGCGUGAAUUUUCUUAUGGAGGAUCUGAAACACAACAACAGCAAGAACGUAAUCAAACUACUGGUCAUGUUCCUCGAUUGCGAUCUACUCCAAGAUGGACGCCAAGGAGCAAUGAACUGUCAAGAGCUGAUCGAGAAACUCUGAUGCGAGCAAUGAAUGCCACUGUUCAAAGACGUUUGAAUCGUACUUCAAGUAAUGGCAAUAAUAAUCACCAAUCUUCGUAUGGUAUCAAUUCACUGCAAGAUAGUGCUCUUCGAGGCUUUUUAAGUGAUGAAGAACACGAUGUUCCAAUUGAAGUGCCUGAUAGCCCUGAGCGCGAAAUCAAUAAUAAUCUCUCAGAUUCACAAUGGGGACGACCUAUGAGGCGAAUAACGCAAGAAUUUACGCGUGAACGACAUUCUUCAAAUUUCAUUAGAUCCCAAGCAAUAGCUGCUGCAGCUGCAGCUGUCAAUGAAACAACGGCAGAGGGUACAACUACAACCUCUUCAAGAUCUCAUCAUUCUGGUGACCGUGGUUCAUUUACAGAUGCUGAAUUAGCACGAAGGAUGCAAGCUCAAGAGUAUAGUGUAAUGCAGAGUCAAAGUAUUCUUGAUAACAUGAAUUCAUUGGCGAGAAUAAUUGGGGAGAAUGGACCUGGUCCUAGGCCUUCAGUAUCUUCUCGGCAUUCAUCAAGACGAGAAUCAAGCUCGACUACAUCUUCACCUGCACGCAGCAAUUCUGCUACGCGAGAACGAAGUUUUCGUUUCCAAUCCAGGCUUGCUGAAUUAUUUACUCAUGAUCACCGUCAUCACGAAGAACGAUCAAAUGAAAGAAAGGAUCUAUUGGAUAUGCUUCCGGAUGUUAUUGGAAAUGGGAUUAUGUCAAAUCCUGACAAUUAUUUGGAUGACGAUGAUUUCGAUCCGAGCUACGAAAAUCUGAUUCGACUAUGUGAACGAAAUGGGGAUGUAAAACCUAAAUGUGCACCAGAAGAUGCUAUAAAUAAUCUGCCCACAAAACUAUACGCGGGUGGCAAAGGCAAAACUUAUGAAGAAAGAUGUUCUAUAUGUUUGACCGAAUACGAGGAAAAUGAAAAGCUAAUGAGCUUGCCUUGCUCGCACGACUUCCAUCAUGAAUGUGUGGUCAAUUGGCUAAAAAAGCACUCGUCAAACUGUCCAAUUUGCCGACAACAAAUCACAAAAGCAGAAGAUUAA